GCACACGUGUGUGUUCACAGACGUGUAUACACAUUGGUUCCACUUAAUGUUUCUGUGUACGUGUGUGAUGUGUGCAUGAUGUGGCAUGUGCAGUUCUACACAUCACACGUGUAACAUGCAUCUGGGAAUCGGCCGUUUGUAGGCAUGCACAACGCGUGUAGCUGCCGAUUGUCCUGCCUGUUCACGCAUCACAUACGAAAUGGGAAGAACAUAUCAACACACGAUGUCACGCGUGUGCCCGGCUCUCACCGCCCCUAUUCUCUCCCAUCAGGCCGAGCGGCUGUCGAGGACGCUGGGAGCCACUCGGCCAUGACCGACAACUCCGCGGACCAAUCCCGCGCGGCCCCGCCAUGAGGAGGCCCCGCCCGCCUGGCGCCUUCACGCGUGUGCUCGCCGGCCUCUGACCCCCAAUCCCACCCCGUCACGCGUCUUCACGCGUGUACCCUCCCCACCCGCCCCCAUGGCCCCAUGGCCGCUGGCGUGUAGUGUGUGGGCGCUGGCGUGUUGCGUGUUGCUGGUGUGUCCCACGUGGGCGUCGCCGCCGGCUCCCGUGGUGAGCACACGGUACGGGAAGCUGCGUGGGCUCCGCGUGCCCCUGCCGGGUGGGGUGUUGAACCCCGUGGAUCAGUUCCUGGGCGUCCCGUAUGCAGCGCCACCCACGGGCGAGCGCCGGUUCCAGCCGCCCGAUCCGCCGUCUGCGUGGCCCGGUGUGCGCGACGCCACGCGGUUCGCGCCCGUGUGUCCGCAGCCCCUGGACGAGCGCGCACUGCCGCGGGACAUGCUUCCCGUGUGGUUCACGGCGGACGCGCUGGCUGCGCACGUGCGGGAGCAGAGCGAGGACUGCCUGUUCCUCAACGUCUACACGCCGGCGGGCGCCAACGUAGGGAAAAUCGCCGGCGACAUCACGGGGCGUGAGCGCGGUGACGACGAAGACGCCCGCGACCCCGGCGACCCCGGGAGGAAGCCGGUCAUGGUCUACAUCCACGGCGGCUCCUACAUGGAAGGCACCGGGAACCUGAUCGACGGCAGCGUCCUCGCCAGCUACGGCGACGUCAUCGUCGUCACCGUCAACUACCGGCUGGGCGUGCUGGGCUUCCUGAGCACGGGCGACCAGGCCGCCAAGGGGAACUACGGGCUCCUGGACCAGAUCCAGGCGCUACGCUGGGUGGAGGAGAACGCGGGCGCCUUCGGCGGGGACCCCGAGCGCGUGACCGUGUUCGGCUCGGGCGCCGGCGCCUCCUGCGUCAGCCUCCUCACGCUGUCGCACUACUCGGAGGGCCUGUUCCAGAAGGCCAUCAUCCAGAGCGGCACGGCGCUGUCCAGCUGGGCGGUGAACUACCAGCCCGCCAAGUACACGCGUGCGCUGGCGGAGCAGGUGGGGUGCGGGCCGGCGUCGGGGGACACGGCGUCGGGGGACACGGCGGCGCUGGUGUCGUGCCUGCGCGGCAUGGGCUGGCGGGAGCUGUCGCGGCCGCGGGUGUCGCCGGCGGCCUACCACGUGGCGUUCGGUCCCGUGGUGGACGGGGACGUGAUCCCGGACGACCCGCAGAUCCUCAUGGAGCAGGGCGAGUUCCUCAACUACGACGUCAUGCUCGGCGUGAACCAGGGCGAGGGGCUGCGCUUCGUGGACGGCAUCGUGGCCGGGGACGACGGCGUGUCGGCCGCCGACUUCGACCAGGCGGUGUCCGGGUUCGUGGACCGUCUCUACGGCGCCCCCGAGGGUGGGGACGCGCUGCGCGAGACGAUCAAGUUCAUGUACACGGACUGGGCGGACCGCGAGAGCGCGGCGUCGCGGCGGAAGGCGCUGGUGGCACUGUUCACGGACCACCAGUGGGUGGCGCCCGCCGUGGCCACCGCGGACCUGCACGCGCGGUACGGGUCGCCCACGUACUUCUACGCCUUCUGCCACCGCUGCCGGGGCGACGCGGACGGGAAGCCCGCGUGGGCCGACGCCGCGCACGGCGACGAGGUCCCCUACGUGUUCGGCGUCCCCAUGGGCGGCCCCACCGAGGCCUUCGCGUGCAACUUCUCGCGCAGCGACGUCAUGCUCAGCGCCGUCGUCAUGACCUACUGGACCAACUUCGCCAAGACGGGGGACCCCAACCGGCCGGUGCCGCAGGACACCAAGUUCAUCCACACGCGCCCGAACCGCUUCGAGGAGGUGGCGUGGUCCAAGUACGACCCGCGGGAGCAGCUGUACCUGCACAUCGGGCUGCGGCCACGCGUGCGCGACCACUACCGCGCCACGAAGGUCGCGUUCUGGCUGGAGCUGGUGCCGCACCUGCACGGGCUGCGCGACCUGCUGCAGUACGUGAGCUCCACCACGCGGGCGCCCGACGACACGUUCCGCGCCGCCAAGGACACGCCGCGCGCCGCCAAGGACUCUCGCGGAGGCGACGACUCCUCCGCGGACGCGCGCUCGCGCACGCACGCCAAGCCCUGGCCCGCCACGCGGAGGCCCCCCGCGGUCACGCGCCCACGCAGCGGCCCCCGCCCCGCGGCCGCCGCGGAGGACGCCACGGUGCUGAUCGAGACGAAGCGCGACUACGCCACGGAGCUGAGCGUGACCAUCGCGGUGGGCGCCUCGCUGCUGUUCCUCAACAUCCUGGCCUUCGCCGCGCUCUACUACAAGAAGGACAAGCGGCGGCACGAGACGCACCGGCGGCAGCACCACGGGGCGGCC
Molecule: messenger RNA, 2683 nt
Organism: Arvicola amphibius (Eurasian water vole)
Lineage: Eukaryota; Metazoa; Chordata; Mammalia; Rodentia; Cricetidae
Gene: Nlgn4x
Product: neuroligin 4 X-linked
Exons: 7
Biological process (GO): synaptic vesicle endocytosis; modulation of chemical synaptic transmission; presynaptic membrane assembly
Cellular component (GO): postsynaptic specialization membrane; synapse; cell surface
Molecular function (GO): signaling receptor activity; neurexin family protein binding
Source: RefSeq, a predicted model, not a curated record